GUUAAUAAUCUUACGUUGGUGCUCGGAAAGCAGGAAAAGUACAAGGAGGCAGAGAAGAUAAGCCGACGAGCUCUGGAUUCAUAUGAGAGGGUGCUCGGCAGAGAGCAUCCAGCUACGCUCGCAAGCGUUAAUAAUCUUGCGUUAGUACUACAAGAUCAGGAAAAGUACAAGAAGGCAGAGAAGAUAAGCCGACGAGCUCUAGAUUCACGCGAGAGGGUGCUCGGCAGAGAGCAUCCAGAUACGCUCGCAAGUAUUAAUAAUCUUAUAUUAGUACUUAGAAAGCAGAAAAAGUACAAGGAGGCAGAGAAGAUAAGCCGACGAGUCCUGGAUUCAAGCGAGAAGGUACUCGGCAGAAAGCAUCCAGACACGCUCGCAAGCCUUAAUAAUCUUAUGUUGGUGCUCGGAAAUCAGGAAAAGUACAAGGAGGCAGAGCAGAUAAGCCGACGAGCCCUAGAUUCAAGCGAGAGGGUGCUCGGCAGAGAGCAUCCAAACACGCUCACGGAUGUUUAUAUCCUCGCAUACCUCCUUCACAGACAGACCCGCUUCUCAGAAGCGGAUAAGCUGUAUGAGAGAGCCUGCAGGGGUUUUAUGGAAGGUCUUGGAUCGAAUCACCCUACUACAAAAAAGUGUGUAGCAAGUUACCAUUCUUUGAGGGAAGAUAUGGAGAACAUGUAUUUAUAUAGAGAAGAGUGA
This is a messenger RNA of Ilyonectria robusta, 693 nucleotides long. RefSeq lists its product as uncharacterized. The record is from RefSeq and is a predicted model, not a curated record. NCBI's taxonomy places the organism in Eukaryota, Fungi, Ascomycota, Sordariomycetes, Hypocreales, Nectriaceae. Gene Ontology annotation, biological process: microtubule-based movement. The transcript has a single exon. Gene Ontology annotation, molecular function: kinesin binding. The annotation marks the transcript as partial. Gene Ontology annotation, cellular component: cytoplasm; membrane-bounded organelle; kinesin complex.